Messenger RNA from Branchiostoma floridae (Florida lancelet), 2861 nucleotides. Its product is annotated as guanine nucleotide-binding protein G(s) subunit alpha-like. The record is from RefSeq and is a predicted model, not a curated record. Lineage: Eukaryota; Metazoa; Chordata; Leptocardii; Amphioxiformes; Branchiostomatidae. The transcript is spliced from 12 exons. Gene Ontology annotation, molecular function: GTPase activity; G protein-coupled receptor binding; G-protein beta/gamma-subunit complex binding. Gene Ontology annotation, cellular component: heterotrimeric G-protein complex. Gene Ontology annotation, biological process: adenylate cyclase-activating dopamine receptor signaling pathway; sensory perception of chemical stimulus. Bases 312 to 1460 code for a protein of 382 amino acids.
UGCGGUAUCCCAGGGUGCAUGUCGCGAGGGGCCCCACCCAGCGCUGUCAAAGUUGACGUGUGGUUACAGAUUCCCGUCCAUGGGCCCAGCAAAACCUGCCCGGGACAUCGCCGAUACAACCUCAAACACACCACAUUUUCAGCCAGGACAAGGUACUACAGACACGGGAGGACCCGUUCGACCUGUUUACGGAACGCCUUGAGCGCUGACAGGCUGGUUGUUGGUGGCUCGUGCAGCGAAACCUUGCCGAGAGCUGGCUGGACCUGGGCUUGUGGGUUUUGGUCUGCAGCCCCGCGCAGACGGUGGAAACCAUGCCCAUGAUGGGGUGUUGGGGCCAAAGGAAGAGCGAGGAAACCAAGGAUCUGGAGAAGAAGCAGAAAAGAGCCAAUCGGAGGAUAGAUGAGCAGCUAAAGAAGGACAAACAAGUCUACAGAGCAACACACCGACUGCUUCUGCUCGGUGCUGGGGAGUCAGGAAAGAGUACCAUCGUCAAGCAGAUGAAAAUUCUGCACCAAAACAGCUUCGAUGAACAGGAGAGGCGUCAGAAAAUCGCAGACAUCAAAAAGAAUAUUCGAGAUGCCAUAAUAACAAUCACCGGCGCCAUGAGCACGUUAACGCCUCCUGUUCCCCUGGCGGAUCACACUUUACAGGCCCGGGUCGACUACAUCCAAGAUGUGGCCACUCAGCCAGAGUUCUCCUAUCCCCCGGAAUUCUACGAGCAUACAGAACUCCUGUGGAAGGAUGGCGGCGUGCAGGCCUGCUACGAGAGGUCCAAUGAGUAUCAGCUCAUCGACUGUGCACAGUAUUUCCUGGAUAGGGUCCAUGUAGUCAAGCAGCCAGACUAUGAACCAACAGAUCAGGACAUUCUACGGUGUCGUGUGUUAACGUCGGGUAUCUUUGAAACCAAGUUUGAAGUAAAUGAUGUUAAGUUUCACAUGUUUGAUGUAGGAGGUCAAAGGGAUGAAAGAAGGAAAUGGAUUCAGUGUUUCAAUGAUGUAACAGCGAUAAUCUUUGUGGUGGCAUGCAGUAGUUACAACAUGGUGUUGCGGGAAGACCCCAGCCAGAACCGCCUUAGGGAAGCCCUAGACCUUUUCAAGAGCAUUUGGAAUAACAGAUGGCUGAGAACAAUCUCUGUCAUCCUAUUCCUGAACAAGCAAGACCUUUUGAAACAGAAAGUGAUGGCUGGCAAGUCAAAACUGGAAGACUACUUCCAUGAAUUUGCCCGGUAUACAACACCUUCAGAUGCCCAACAUGAGCCAGGCGAUGAUCCAGAAGUAACGAGGGCCAAGUACUUCAUUCGAGAUGAGUUUUUGCGGAUUAGCACAGCAAGUGGGGAUGGAAAGCAUUACUGCUAUCCACACUUCACAUGUGCUGUGGACACAGAAAACAUCCGACGUGUCUUCAACGACUGCAGAGAUAUCAUCCAGAGGAUGCACCUACGGCAGUACGAGCUGUUGUGAUUGGUUGUGCAGCUCGCGUCACCUUGUGCCGGGGAAAGAGAGGUUGCAAUUUUCCCACGAUGCAAUUCCUGAGUGGAGUAUAUAAUUGAGAGGUGUAAAUGUAUGCUAUGAAGACAGAUUUUACCAAUUAUAUGUAAAGACAAGAAAUUUUUAAUUUCCUAGAGUUGAGACUAUCAUGAACAAGAACAUGAACUCCCAUGUCAGAGGAUCUGGAACUUCACUUGUAGUAGUUUGGUUUGUUUGUGUAUACACAUAACGCAACAUAUUGCGAAAUAUACUGUAAAAUUGUGACACCUUUCCACAGUAUCAGCCUUUCCCAUAUCACAAUGGAUAAGCAGACAUGUCAGAUAUAUUUCCAUUUCUUGUAACUGUCAUUCCAAGUCACUACAGUGACUACGUUCCAAAAUGUCCUAGAGGCAGUUGUAUUUUGGUGAGUUAGGCGAGAAAGGGGUUUACCUUGUGGCCAACCUGAUCCAUUUGGGAUGACCAGUGGAUGACUUGUAACUUCAAGGUAAUUUUAAGACAUUUUAAUUAGGUAAAUAAACCCAAAUGUUCCACUGGAAAUAUUGAUAUAUCGUCCAUGUUAUGAUGGAGCAUGUGCUAUUUUUCUGUGUAGAUUCCAUCAUGUGGUCUAAAGAGUGAUCUCAAACCACCUGUGAUAGUUUUAUAUUUUUUUUUUCAAAUGCAAAUGGUGAACUCUGACAUAGUGUAUUUUUUCAGCAUUGACUGAUUUCUGCCAAAGCUCUACAUAACAAAAGCUUCAGUCUCUGCCUCUCCGAUGUAUACUGAUCUUAGACGACCUGUGUCCACCUGUAUUUCGUAAGAUCUUUGUACACAAAAGAAUCAUUUCAAAUGUUGACCUGUUUUAACACUGUGUUAUGAGCCAUAGGUAUGCACAAAGAUGAUGAUAUUUGUGUAUUUCCAGAUUCUGUAUAGUAUACCUGCACCUGCACUAGUUGGAAUGAGUUGGACAAGAGCUCAAGCCUAGCCAUAUGUGUACAUUGUAACUUAUAUAUAUCUCAGCAAUAAGAGACAAGAUUUCGUCAUAUAGGGCACACCUCUGAGAGUACAUAAAGCAUGUAUUAUUAUCAUCAUCAUCUUCAUCAUUAUUGUCUGUGGAAAUUUUGUGAUGUUCCCAGUCUUGUACAGAUGUAUAUUGAUUAAUUUGAAGCAUUAGUUCUGUGACAGUGGGAUGCUAUUGCCUUCUGCCUUUCACCAUUUCUCUCAAUUGUACAGAGGCUUUGAAAAAACAAUGCCAUGUUGUGUGGAAAAUUCCACAGUCUGGUCUCUUUUGUAUGGGUAAAGUUGACUAGCUGUAAGGACAGUUAAAUGAAGGCUGCUUGUAAAGCAAGAUAUCUGUCUUUGUAUCCCCUCACAUAAAUAACGUCAAGUGAACUGGAA